Indicator indicator is the source of this 2193-nucleotide messenger RNA. RefSeq names its product regulatory factor X2 (gene RFX2). The record is from RefSeq and is a predicted model, not a curated record. NCBI's taxonomy places the organism in Eukaryota, Metazoa, Chordata, Aves, Piciformes, Indicatoridae. The coding region runs from base 1 to 2193 and encodes 730 amino acids. Gene Ontology annotation, molecular function: DNA-binding transcription factor activity, RNA polymerase II-specific; RNA polymerase II cis-regulatory region sequence-specific DNA binding. The transcript has 17 exons. Gene Ontology annotation, cellular component: nucleus. Gene Ontology annotation, biological process: regulation of transcription by RNA polymerase II.
AUGAGCUACUGGCAGCAUGACUGGUGUGAGGCUGCAGGCUUUGGUGGUGUUGCUCAGUGGUCUGCCUUCCAGUGUGAGCAAAGGCUGUAUGAGCAGGAUGGCUUCAUCUUACAGAGGGUUUUGGUGCAAGCAGCAGGCUCUGCUCCCAAAGGAACACAGAUGCAGCAGAUCUCUGUCCCCAGAGUGCAGCAGGUUCCACAACAGGUACAGUCAGUGCAGCAUGUUUAUCCAUCCCAAGUCCAGUAUGUGGAAGGAGGAGAAGCUGUUUACACCAAUGGAACCAUCCGAGCCACCUACUCCUACAACAGCGAGGCUCAGCUCUACGCCCCCAGCAGCGCUGCCUCCUACUUCGACGCUCAGGGAGGUGGAGGAGCUCAGGUGACUACAGCGACAUCCUCUCCUACAGCCAUUCCCUCUCACAACAUGGUGGGCAUCACCAUGGACAUUGGGGGAAAUCAGAUCCUCUCCAGCUCAGGAGCCUAUCUCAUUCAUGGGGGGAUGGAAAACACUAGACAUUCUCUGUCACAUACUUCACGCUCCUCUCCAGCAACGCUUGAAAUGGCGAUUGAAAACCUCCAAAAAAAUGAAGGGAUCACAUCACACAAAAGCAGUUUGCUCAACAGCCAUCUCCAGUGGUUGUUGGACAACUAUGAGACAGCGGAAGGUGUCAGCCUUCCCAGGAGCUCUCUCUACAACCAUUACCUGAGGCACUGCCAGGAGCACAAACUGGACCCAGUGAACGCUGCCUCCUUCGGCAAGCUGAUCCGGUCGGUGUUCAUGGGGCUGAGGACUCGCCGCCUGGGAACCAGGGGGAACUCCAAAUACCAUUACUAUGGGAUCCGCCUGAAGCCCGAGUCGCCGCUGAACCGCCUGCAGGAGGACACCCAGUACAUGGCCAUGAGGCAGCAGCCCAUCCACCAGAAGCAGAGGUACAGACCAGCUCAGAAGAUGGAUGGGGUGGCUGAGAGUGGCUCCAACAGCAACCUGCACACUACCCCUGAGCAAUCAGUCGCGGCUCAAAGUCAGCACCAUCAGCAAUUCAUAGAUGUAACCCAUGUCUUCCCUGAGUUCCCAGCCCCUGAUCUGGGGAAUGUUCUGGUCCAGGAAGGGGUCACCAUGAACGAUGUGAAGACUCUGCAGCUUCUUUACAGGAGGCACUGCGAGGCGACUUCAGAUGUUGUCAUGAAUCUUCAGUUCCAUUACAUUGAGAAACUGUGGCAAUCCUUCUGGAAUCCUAAAACACCAUCUAGUGAUGGCUCUGCAGCCCUGCCAGCCAGUGAAGAAGAACACGAAGGGACCCUCCCAAAAGACAAGCUGAUUGCUCUGUGCAAGUAUGAACCCAUCCUAAAAUGGAUGAGAAGCUGUGAUCACAUCUUGUACCAGGCCCUGGUGGAGAUCCUCAUCCCAGACGUGCUCAGGCCAGUGCCCAGCACCCUGACACAAGCCAUCCGGAACUUUGCUAAGAGCCUGGAGGGGUGGCUGAUGAAUGCCAUGAGUGAAUUCCCACCCCAGGUCGUGCAGAUCAAGGUGGGGGUGGUGAGUGCCUUUGCACAGACCCUGAGGAGAUACACCUCCCUCAACCACCUGGCCCAGGCUGCCCGUGCCGUGCUGCAGAACACCUCCCAGAUCAACCAGAUGCUCAGCGACCUCAACCGUGUCGACUUCGCCAACGUGCAGGAGCAAGCCUCAUGGGUGUGCCAGUGUGAGGAAGGCAUGGUGCAGAAGCUGGAGCAGGAUUUCAAGCUCACCCUGCAGCAGCAGAGCUCUCUGGACCAGUGGGCCAGCUGGCUGGAUAACGUUGUCACUCAAGUCCUGAAGCACCACGAGGGCAGUCCCAGCUUCCCCAAGGCAGCCAGGCAGUUCCUGCUGAAGUGGUCUUUCUACAGCUCCAUGGUGAUUCGCGACCUGACCCUGCGCAGCGCUGCCAGCUUCGGCUCCUUCCACCUGAUCCGCCUGCUCUACGACGAGUACAUGUUCUACCUGGUGGAGCACCGCGUGGCGCAGGCCACCGGCGAGACCCCCAUCGCCGUCAUGGGAGAGUUCGGUGACCUCACGUCCCUGUCCCCAACGCUGCUGGACAAAGAUGACAUCAGCGACCUGGGCAGCGAAGUGGAGGUGGAGCCGCGGAGCACGGGGGAGCCGCUGGUGAAACGAGAGCGCAGCGACCCUGGGCACUCGCUGCAGGAGAUCUGA